This is a messenger RNA of Micromonas commoda, 581 nucleotides long. Its product is annotated as ferredoxin, chloroplast precursor. The coding region runs from base 47 to 496 and encodes 149 amino acids. Gene Ontology annotation, molecular function: iron-sulfur cluster binding. The record is from RefSeq and is a predicted model, not a curated record. NCBI's taxonomy places the organism in Eukaryota, Viridiplantae, Chlorophyta, Mamiellophyceae, Mamiellales, Mamiellaceae. The transcript has 2 exons.
CUCACUUCGACCCGCCACACUUCCGUCGGGACACGAAUCGCUCCCGAUGUCCGCGACCGUCACGAUGUCCGCCGUCGCCGCCAAGACCGGCGCGCGCCUCUCCAGCCGCGCCAUCUCCAAGCAGGCUCGCGCACUCGCCGCGACGCCCCGCGUCGCCGCCAAGCCCCGCGCGUCUCUCACCGCGAAGGCCAUGCUCGUGACCAUCGAGCACGAGGGCAAGACCUACGAGGUCGAGUGCGACGGCCACGACAACAUCCUCGACGCCGCGCUCGACGCGGGCAUCGAGAACCUCAGCUACGAUUGCAAGAUGGGCGUGUGCAUGACCUGUCCGAGCCGGGUGACCGCGGGCAAGGUGGACCAGCAGGGGAGCAUGCUGAGCGACGACGUCGAGGAGAAGGGGUUCGCGCUGCUCUGCUGUGCAAAGCCGCUGGGAGAGGGCGUCGUCAUCAAGACCGUCACCGAGGAGGAGCUCCUCGACGAGCAGCUCUGCGCGUAGAGUUGGAUAGAGCCAUUUUAGCGAGGCUGGGCUUGUACGAUCGAUAGGGCCGUGUGAUUAUUUGGUUACAAGUUCGCAUAACUGA